AAGUCCCUUGAGGAGAAUAUUAGAAAGAGAGCACUGGAUCCGCUUGGAGAGCGCGGAAGGAAAGGAAAAGCUCUGUCCAAACCCGCUCGUGGAACGGGGGAGGCGGGGAGCCCGCGUUACUUUCCCCGAAGGCUUCGGAGUCGAGCACGGAAAACAGGGCGACUGGGACGACAGGCGGAGAAGACCAGCCCGAGGGGUGGGGGAGGGGAGGCGGUUCAGUGGGCCUCUGGAGUGUGUGUGUCUGUGUCAGUGCGCGCGCGCGUGUGUAUGUGUGUGUGUGUGUGUGUGUGUGUGUCUGGCGCCUGUCCAGGGUGAUUUCCCGUAAACCACAUGCCCCACAAAGUCCGCUUAAAAGGCUGUGCCGAGGAGCUGGCCAGUGGAGUCGGGCUUGGGGAAAGUGAAAGUUUGCCUGGGUUCUCUCGGCGCCGCCGUCCGUCUCUCCGCACUCCGGGACAGCGGCGCGGCCCUCGGCCAGGGCGCGGGCUCUGCAGCAGCCGGCGAGCGAGCGAGCGAGCGCGGGCGGCCAACGCGCCCGGCCGGGACCCAGCUGCCCGCAUGACCGCGCGGGGCGCCGCCGGGCGCUGCCCUCCCACGCAGGGCAUGGGGAUUCCUGGGGAGAGUGAGAGCUGGGGAGAAAUGACACCCUCUCUAUCACAGACAUGGCUGUGCCCCUGGCUGCUGCUGUUCUGUCUCCUGGUGAGCAGGACUAUUACCGAGGAGGCGUCAGAGAACUGUAGCCACCUGAUUGGGAACGGACAUCUGCGUUUCCUGCAGGAGCUGAUUGACAGUCAGAUGGAGUCCUUGUGCGAAAUUUCCUUUCGGUUUGUAGACCCAGACCAGUUGAAAGAUCCCGUGUGUUACCUUAAGAAGGCAUUUCCCCUGGUGCAAGACAUAAUGGAGGACACCAUGCGCUUCAAAGACAACACCCACAAUGCCAAUGUCACCAUGCAGCUCCAGGAACUCUCUCUGAGGCUGAAGAGCUGCUUCACCAAGGACUAUGAAGAGCAGGACAAGGCCUGCAUCCGAACUUUCAAAGAGACACCCCUCCAGUUGCUGGCAAAGAUCAAGAACGUCUUUAAUGAAAUAAAGAAUCUCCUUAAAAAUGACUGGAACAUUUUCAGCAAGAACUGCAGCAAUGACUAUGCUAACUGCCCCAGCCCAGAUGUGGUGACCAAGCCUGAUUGCAACUGCCUGUACCCCAAAGGCACCCCUAGCAGUGACCUGGCCUCUGUCUCCCCUCAGCAGCCCCUCACCCCCUCCAUGGCCCCUAUGACUGGCUUAACCUGGGCUGACUCUGAGGGGACAGAGGGCAGCUCCCUCUUGCCCAGUGAGCAGCCUCUUCGCACAGUGGACCCGGGCAGUGCCAAGCAGCGACCACCCAGGAGCACCUGCCAGAGCUUUGAGUUGUCUGAGAGCCCAGGCAUGGAGGGCAGCCCUGCCACAGGUUCACCUCAGCCCCGCCCCUCUGUCGGGGCCCCUGUUCCUGGGACAGAGGAUGUUCUCGACUCUGUGUUGGACCCUAACUGGGCCCUAGAAGAAGCCUCCGGAGUGGCUAGUGAGGGUCCGGUACCCCAAGAGGCAGAGCUUUCCUCCUCCAGGCUGGAAGGAGGCAGUGUCCAGGCAGAGACCACCAGACCCAGCGACCUCCUCUCAGCAUCUUCUGCAUUCUCUGGAUUGGCAAAGGGCCGGCAACCGGUGGAUGUAACUGGCACCCCAGUACCCAAGGUGGGCCCUGUGAGACCCACUGGCCGGGCCCAGAGUUACAGACCUGAGAAGACAGAUGGUUCGUCUGCCCCACCCAGAGACCACCGGGAGCCAGGCUCUGCUAGGACCCCAUCACUGCGCACACAAGGCCUCAGCCGUCCCUCCACCCUCUCUGCUCAUCCAAGGCUUCCCAGAAGCCACUCCUGGGGCAAUGUGUUGCCCCUUGGGGAGCUGGAGGGCAAGAGGAGCACCAGGGAUCGGAGGAGCCCUGCUGAGCUGGAAGGAGGACGAGCAAGUGAGAGGGCGGCCAGGCCUCUGGCCAGGUUUAACUCCAUUCCUUUGACUGACGCAGGCCAUGAGACGAAGCACGUGGGACCUGCUGACCCCCAGCUCCCCGGGUUUGUCUUCCGCCUGCUGGUGCCCAGCAUCAUCCUGGUCCUGCUGGCCGUCGGAGGCCUCCUGUUCUACAGGCGGAGGCGGCGGCUCCUCAGUGAGCCUGCUCUUUCCUGUCCCCAGAGCCAUCAAGAGCUUCAGACAGUGGAUGUCCCCAUGGAGCAACUAGAGGACAGCCCCCUGACCCAGGAUGAGGACAGACAGGUGGAGCUGCCAGUAUAGAUGGAAUCCUCCAGCUGGGCGUGCAGGACAGUCUCUCCAUGGGAGGAGACAUUGUGGGAGCAUCCGCCAGCACCCCUCCCCAGCCAUUCUCCUGGGAAUGUGGCCUGCCCACCAUGAGCAAGCACUCCUGCCUGCCAGGACUAGACCAGAGCAGCCAGGCUGGGAUCCCUCUGCCCUCCACCCUCAGACUCUGGAUUGACUAAGAGAGGGCUGGAGGAUGCCCCCCCACGCUGCUGAUGUUUAUCGUGGGCCCUGGAGGCUCCCAUCUGCUCGAGGGAGGCUGGCAAGCCUGACUGAGGACCAUCUGCCCCCAGGGGCUGUGUCCUCUUCCCACUCCCCUCAAAGCCACCACCUGGGCCAGGGACCCAGAAGCCUGUGGGAUGUGGGAGAGCAGGGUGGGCGCUGAGGAAUGGAAGAGCCCUUGUGCCCAGAGGACCCGCCUGGUGCCAAGGGAUCCCAACACCGACAAGCAGGGACUUGUCUCCAGAGAGAGAAGCAUGAUAUUCACAGGGUGGGACAGCGUCGGCUGGAUUUCCUGUAAAGGUGUGCAGCCCAAAAGAUAGGAAGAGAAGGCCCCUGGGCCUGCUGGUCUGCACUGACAGCCCGGGCGUCUACAGCCUCCACUCACCUGAGUGCCCUCUGCUGGUUGCCAGGCAGAGGUGGGUAGGCCAACCCUGCCCUCAGGACCUGCCUGGCUUGGCUCCUGAUGCCAAGGGGAAGGUCAGGCUCUGGCCUUGCCCCACCUUCCCUCCAGCCCUGCCACAGCUUCUCUGGGAGGCUGCGCAGAGGCUCCCCUCAUGAAGGAAGCCAUUGCACUGUGAAUACUGAACCUGCCUGCUGAACAGCCUGCCCCGUCCUUGCCCAUGAACGAACAUCUGUCCGUCCUCCCACCCCUCUGGCCUCUCCCCAUUCUCCUACACUGAGUGCCUGAGCCGGCCUCGCCUGUCUGUCGACUGAGGGAGCCCCUAAGCCCUGACCUUCUGCUGACCCGGCCGUUGAGUCUGCUGGGGGUGGAUCAGGGUGGGAGAACUGCCUGGGCCGCCAGCUAGAGCUGGUCUUUAGGCUGCGUUGCUAGAGCUGGUCUUUAGGCUGCGUUGCUCGCCCAGGUUUCUGCAUCUUGCACUUUGACAUUCCCAAGAGGGAAGUGACUAGUGGGAGGGAGAAGGGGAGGGGAGGGCAGAGACAGACACAGAGAAAGGCUGCAGGGUGAGCUCUGACUGAAAUGGGUCUUUGAAAUUAUGGGUAUGCCCCUGAGGUUGGGGGAGGCAUCUGCACCCCUGACCCCCAACCCAAUCUCCUUCCCCAUACCAGGCCCCUGACCCAAAGACAGCCACAAGGCUACUGCCGGCAGGCGCCCAGAGCUGAGCAGGUUGUCCCUGUUAGCAGCCGGUUAGGCAGUGAUACCCUCCAGCUCUCACCCCACCCCCAUACCACCAUCUCUCUGACCAGGCAAGCCAUGGCCGGAGAGGGACCAGGAGGGCCCAGGCAUCUGCUUCCAAGUCUGCCUUGAGGGCCUCAGCUUUCUAGGCCAGCCCAUGGCCACGGCUCUGAGAGCUGGGCAGCAGGUAACAGGGCUGCCGAUUGUCCUUGAUCCUUCUGUGCUGCAGUGUCCCUCCUCUCCUGCUGCCCUGGACCCUCCGCUGAGAGACCCCGACCUACCUGGCCACUGGGCUGGAGCCCAUGACCUUCCCUUCCUGCCCUUGAAAGUGAGAGUCCACUGGCCCCCACCUCCCCUGCCUUGUGGCCGUCAGCUGAAGGAGAGACAAUGGAGAACUUUCCUGUGGGGCGCCUUCUUCUAGUCAUAGACUCUUUAUUUGAUACUAGAAUAUAUGUAUUUAAAAGUGGAAGAAAAAAACACAGAAAGAAGUCAUUCCUCCCCUACCCCCUACCCUUAAACAUAUAGUAUUUUAAAAAUCAAGAAAUCAAACCCAACCCAUUGCAGAAGCUCUCUGUGGGCGCUUGGUGACACAAGAGUGUGAGGGGCCCCAGAGCAACCUCUGGGUGGCUCCCCUGGCUACCUACACAGCAACCCUUUCUUUUCUCUGAGAAAGCCGAGAGGGAACAUUGGCUCACGCACUGUGAGAUUUUGUUUUUAUACUUGGAAGUGGUGAAUUAUUUUAUAUAAAGUCAUUUAAAUAUCUAUUUAAAAAAUAGGAAGCUGCUUAUAUAUUUAAUAAUAAAAGAAGUGCACAAGCUG
Equus quagga is the source of this 4516-nucleotide messenger RNA. RefSeq names its product colony stimulating factor 1 (gene CSF1). NCBI's taxonomy places the organism in Eukaryota, Metazoa, Chordata, Mammalia, Perissodactyla, Equidae. The transcript is spliced from 9 exons. Bases 331 to 2319 code for a protein of 662 amino acids. Gene Ontology annotation, biological process: osteoclast differentiation; positive regulation of macrophage differentiation. Gene Ontology annotation, cellular component: membrane. The record is from RefSeq and is a predicted model, not a curated record. Gene Ontology annotation, molecular function: growth factor activity; cytokine activity.